Messenger RNA from Callorhinus ursinus (northern fur seal), 9573 nucleotides. The record is from RefSeq and is a predicted model, not a curated record. NCBI's taxonomy places the organism in Eukaryota, Metazoa, Chordata, Mammalia, Carnivora, Otariidae.
UCGCCGCGUUCUUAGUGGGUGUCAUGGCGGCCGGCGUCGAGUUGGCAGGAGUUGCCCUCGGGGCUGGGGAAAGUCACUAAAACAGGGGAAGAAGUGGCCCAACCUGGACGUUGGGAAGUCGUGGGAAUGAGCAGAGGCCUCGCGGGGCUGACAGUGGCACUGGAGACGGGCCCCUGGUAACGUCCCAGGUCAGGCCUCUGCGUUUCUAGGCAGAGUCCGGCAGUUGGUGGGAGCCCCCCGAAGCCGGCGUUGCCUAGGAACCCCAUUGUGUUACCGAAUCUUGAGUGUUUUGAUUUGGAUUGGUCCCGUGAAGGCAGCGGUUCGAGGAGCUUUGGCUGGAUCGUCCGACGACGCUGGACGAUUUUCUCGGAGCGGACCAUCGCGUUCUCUAAACCGCAGCGAUGUCGUCCUGGCUUGGGGGCCUCGGCUCCGGCUUGGGCCAGUCUCUGGGUCAAGUCGGAGGCAGCCUGGCUUCCCUCACUGACCAGAUUUCAAAUUUUACAAAGGAUAUGCUAAUGGAGGGCACGGAGGAAGUGGAAGCAGAAUUACCUAAUUCUAGAAGAAAGGAAAUUGAAGCCAUUCAUACAGUCUUAAGAUCAGAGAAUGAGAGACUCAAAAAACUUUGUACUGAUUUAGAAGAGAAGCAUGAAGCGUCAGAGCUUCAAAUAAAGCAGCAAUCUACAAGUUAUCGGAAUCAACUACAACAGAAGGAGGUAGAAAUCAGCCAUCUUAAAGCAAGACAGAUCGCACUGCAGGAUCAGCUGCUGAAGCUGCAGUCAGCUGCUCAGUCCACACAUUCAGGAGCUGGUGGCGUACCAGCAGCCCCUGCUUCCUCUCCCUUCGGCUGUCGGGUCAGUCACCCUGCUUCAGCUUUCCACGACGAUGACAUGGACUUUGGUGACAUAAUUUCGUCACAACAAGAAAUAAACAGGUUGUCAAAUGAAGUUGCAAGACUUGAAUCUGAAGUUGGUCAUUGGAGGCAUAUUGCUCAGACUUCUAAAGCACAAGGAUCAAAUAACUCUGAUCAAAGCGAAAUCUGCAAACUUCAAAGUAUCAUUAAGGAACUCAAACAGACUCGAAGUCAGGAAAUCGAUGACCAUCAACAUGAAAUGUCAGUUUUACAAAAUGCAUACCAACAGAAAUUGACAGAAAUAAGUCGUCGUCAUCGAGAAGAAUUAAGUGACUAUGAAGAACAAAUUGAAGAACUGGAAAACUUGUUACAACAAGGUGGCUCAGGGGUAAUAACUCAUCACUCAAAAAUCCAUGAUAUGCAGAAAACUAUACAGGAUCUACAAAAUGAAAAAGUAGCAUCUAUAAAAAGAAUUGAAGAACUUGAGGAUAAAAUAAAAGACAUAAAUAAAAAAUUAUCUUCUACAGAAAAUGACAGGGAGAUUUUGAGGAAGGAACAAGAACGCCUAAAUGUUGAAAACAGACAAAUAACAGAAGAAUGUGAAAGCUGGAAACUGGAAUGUAGGAAAUUGCAGCCCGAAGCUGUGAAGCAAAGUGAUACUGUGAUAGAAAAAGAACGAAUCCUUCCACAGAGUACAUCGGUGGGAGAGGGAGUACUCAAACUGCAGCGAGCACUGUCUGGUGUAAAAGAUGCUGAAAAUGAAAUUUUGAGACUGAGUAAUUUAAACCAGGACAACAGUCUCACUGAAGACAAUUUGAAACUUAAAAUGCAUGUUGAAACUUUAGAAAAACAGAAGUCCUUAUUGAGUCAAGAAAAGGAAGAGCUUCAGCUAUCACUUUUAAAAUUGAACAGUGAGUAUGAAGUAAUUAAAAGUACAGCUGCGAGAGAGAUGGAUUUAAAGUCAACAUUACAUGACUUAAGACUGACUUUGGAGGCAAAGGAGCAGGAACUUAAUCAGAGUCUCACUGAGAAGGAAAUACUUGUAGCUGAGUUAGAGGAAUUGGACAGACAGAACCAAGAAGCUACAAAGCACAUGAUUCUGAUAAAAGAUCAGCUAUCAAAACAACAAAAUGAGGGAGACAGCAUCAUUAGUAAACUGAGAAAAGAUCUAAAUGAUGAAAACAGGAGAGUCCAUCAACUUGAAGAUGAUAAAAUUAACAUGACUACAGAGCUAGAUGUGCAGAAAGAGAAGUUAGUUCAAAGUGAACUCGUCCUAAAUGAUUUGCAUUUAGCCAAGCAGAAGCUUGAGGAAAAAGUAGAAGCUUUAGUAGAUCAGCUAAAUAAAUCACAAAAAAGUAAUUUAAACAUGCAGAAGGAGAACUGUGGACUUAAGGAACAUAUUAAACAAAAUGAGGAAGAGCUUUCUAGAAUCAGGGAUGAGUUAACUCAGUCUCUAAAUUGCAACUCUGGCAGUGAUUUUAAGGAUGAUUUACUCAAAGAAAGGGAAGCCGAAGUCAGAAAUUUAAAGCAAACUCUUUUAGAAAUAGAAAAGCUCAAUGACAGUUUAAACAAAGUUGCUUUUGAUCUCAAAAUGGAAAAUGAAAAGUUGGUUUUAGCAUGUGAGGAUGUAAGACAUCAGUUGGAAGAAUCCAUUGCUGGUAGCAAUCAGAUUUCUCUGGAAAGAAACACUAUUGUGGAGGCUCUAAAAAUGGAAAAAGGACAGUUAGAAGCAGAAUUGAGUCGGGCUGAACAGAGGCUGUUGGAAGAAGCCAGUAAGUACGAGCAGACGAUUAAAGAAUUGUCAAAGGCACGUGAUUUGAGCACCUCUGCUUUACAGCUGGAACAGCAGCGUUUAAUGAAACUCAGUCAAGAGAAAGACUUUGAAAUAGCAGAACUCAAAAAGAACAUUGAACAAAUGAAUACUCAUCAUCAAGAAACCAAGGAAAUUUUGUCCUCUAGUUUAAAAGAGCAGAAGCACUUAACACAACUUAUAAGUGAGAAGGAAAUUUUUAUUGAAAAACUUAAAGAAAGAAGUUCAGAGCUUCAGGAGGAAUUAGAUAAAUAUACCGAGGCCUUAAGAAAAAAUGAAAGUUUGAAGCAAACCAUGGAGGAAAAAGACAGAAGUCUUGGGUCCAUGAAAGAAGAAAACAAUCAUCUAAAAGAAGAACUGGAACGGCUCCGGGAGCAGCAGAGUCGAGCUGCACCUGUGGUGGAGCCUAAACCCCUUGACAGUGUUACUGAGCUGGAGUCUGAGGUGUUGCAACUGAAUAUUAUAAAGGGGAAUCUUGAGGAGGAAAUAAAACAUCAUCAGAAGAUUAUUGAAGAUCAAAACCAGAGUAAAAUGCAGCUGCUUCAGUCUUUAGAGGAACAGAAGAAGGAAAUGGAUGAGUUUAAGUGCCAGCAUGAGCAGAUGAAUGUCACCCACACCCGACUCUUCUUAGAGAAAGAUGAAGAGAUUAAGAAUUUGCAAAAAACAGUUGAACAAAUCAAAACCCAGUUGCGUGAAGAAAGACAGGGCGUUCAAACGGAGAAUUGUGAGAUCUUUCAAGAAACGAAAGUACAGAGCCUUAACAUAGAAAAUGGCAGUGAAAAACAUGAUUUAUCUAAAGCCGAAACUGAGAGAUUAGUAAAAGGAAUAAAAGAACGAGAAUUGGAGAUUAAACUUCUGAAUGAAAAGAAUAUAUCUUUAACGAAACAGAUUGAUCAGCUGUCCAAAGAUGAGGUUGGUAAACUCACUCAGAUCAUCCAGCAGAAAGACUUGGAGAUACAAGCUCUUCACGCUAGAAUUUCUUCAGCUUCCUACUCCCAGGAUGUUGUCUACCUUCAGCAGCAGCUGCAGGCCUACGCUAUGGAGAGAGAACAGGUAUUAGCUGUUUUGAGUGAGAAGACUAGGGAGAAUAGCCACCUGAAAACGGAAUACCACAAAAUGAUGGAUAUCAUUGCUGCCAAAGAGGCAGCUCUUGUGAAGCUGCAAGAUGAAAAUAAAAAAUUAUCCGCUAGAUCUGAAGGUGGUGGCCAAGAUAUGUUUAGAGAAACUGUUCAGAAUUUAUCACGUAUCAUUCGAGAAAAAGACAUUGAGAUAGAUGCAUUAAGUCAGAAAUGCCAGACCUUAUUGACGGUUUUACAAACAUCCAGCACUGGGAAUGAGGUUGGAGGUGUUAACAGCAAUCAGUUUGAGGAGCUUCUACAGGAACGCGACAAAUUAAAACAACAAGUGAAGAAGAUGGAAGAGUGGAAACAGCAGGUGAUGACCACGGUCCAGAAUAUGCAGCACGAGUCCGCCCAGCUUCAGGAGGAACUCCAUCAGCUUCAGGCACAAGUUUUGGUUGACAGUGAUAAUAAUUCUAAAUUACAAGUGGACUACACUGGCCUGAUCCAAAGUUAUGAGCAGAAUGAAACCAAACUCAAAAGUUUUGGGCAGGAGCUAGCACAGGUUCAGCACAGCAUAGGGCAGCUGUGCAGUACCAAAGAUCUUCUUUUAGGAAAACUUGAUAUUAUUUCACCUCAACUCUCCUCCGGAUCAUCGCCUCCUUCCCAGCCAGCAGAGUCUCUUGGAACAGUUAAGCCCGAUACAUCGAGCGAGUCUUCUAAACAGGAGCUGGAAGAGCUAAGAAAGUCACUGCAGGAAAAAGAUGCAACAAUUAAAACGCUCCAGGAAAACAAUCACAGGUUGUCUGAUUCGAUUGCUGCCACCUCAGAGCUAGAAAGAAAAGAACAGGAACAGACGGAUUCAGAAAUUAAGCAGCUAAAGGAGAAACAAGAUGUCCUACAAAAGUCACUUAAGGAGAAAGACCUCUUAAUCAAAGCCAAAAGUGAUCAGUUGCUUUCUUUAAAUGAAAAUUUCACCAACAAAGUGAAUGAAAAUGAACUUUUGAGGCAGGCAGUAACCAACCUGAAGGAGCGGAUAUUAAUUUUAGAAAUGGACAUUUGCAAACUAAAAGAAGAAAAUGAAAAAAUAGUAGAAACAACCAGGGAAAAGGAAACGGAGUAUCAAGCAUUACAGGAGACUAAUACAAAGUUUUCCAUGAUGCUUCGAGAAAAAGAGUUUGAGUGCCAUUCAAUGAAGGAAAAGGCUCUCGCGUUUGAGCAGCUACUGAAAGAAAAAGAGCAGGGCAAGACUGGGGAGUUAAAUCAGCUUUUAAAUGCAGUUAAAUCAAUGCAGGAGAAGACAGUUAAGUUUCAACAGGAGAGAGACCAGGUCAUGUUGGCCCUGAAACAGAAACAAAUGGAAAACAGUGCUUUACAGAAUGAGGUUCAACAUUUACGUGACAAAGAAUUACGCUUAAACCAGGAGCUAGAGAGAUUGCGUAACCAUCUUUUAGAAUCAGAGGAUUCUUACACCCGCGAAGCUUUGGCUGCAGAAGAUAGAGAGGCCAAACUGAGAAAGAAAGUCACAGUAUUGGAGGAAAAGCUAGUUUCAUCUUCCAAUGCAAUGGAAAAUGCAAGCCAUCAGGCCAGUUUGCAGGUAGAGUCACUGCAGGAGCAACUGAAUAUGGUCUCCAAGCAAAGGGAUGAAACCACACUGCAGCUUUCUGUCUCUCGGGAACAAGUAAAGCAGUAUGCUCUAUCACUCUCCAACCUCCAGAUGGUACUAGAGCAUUUCCAGCAAGAGGAAAAAGCUAUGUAUUCUGCUGAACUAGAAAAGUACAAACAGCUUGUAGCUGAAUGGAAGAAAAAGGCAGAGAAUCUGGAAGGAAAACUGAUGUCAUUACAGGAGCGUUUCGAUGAAGCAAAUGCUGCAUUGGAUUCAGCAUCAAGACUUACAGAACAGUUAGAUUUAAAGGAAGAACAAAUUGAAGAACUUAAAAAACAAAAUGAACUCCGACAAGAAAUGCUGGAUGAUGUACAAAAGAAAUUGAUGAACUUAGUAAACAGCACAGAAGGAAAAGUGGACAAAGUCCUAAUGAGAAACCUCUUCAUUGGACAUUUCCACACACCAAAACAUCAGCGCCAGGAGGUGCUACGAUUAAUGGGAAGCAUCCUGGGUAUCAAGAGGGAGGAAAUGGAGCAGUUGCUUCAUGAAGAUCAGGGUGGUGUUACCAGGUGGAUGACUGGGUGGCUUGGAGGAGGAUCAAAAAGUGUCCCCAACACGCCUCUGAGACCAAAUCAACAAUCUGUGCUUAAUAGUUCUUUUUCAGAACUUUUUGUUAAAUUUCUAGAAACAGAAUCUCAUCCAUCUGUUCCACCACCAAAGCUUUCUGUUCAUGAUAUGAAACCUCUGGAUUCACCAGGAAGGAGAAAAGUAGUCACAAAUGUACCAGAAAGUUUUAAAGAUACCACAGAAUCCAGAUCUGGGAGCAGAACAGAUGUGAACCCAUUCUUGGCUCCCCGCUCUGCGGCUGUGCCUCUCAUUAACCCGGCUGGACUUGGACCUGGGGGGCCUGGGCAUCUUCUUUUGAAACCCAUCUCAGAUGUGUUGCCCACAUUUACACCUUUGCCAGUGUCACCUGACAACAGCGCUGGAGUUGUGUUGAAAGACCUUUUAAAGCAAUAGGUGAUUCUCAAGCCAGAGACAACAUAUGUAGCACUUUAAAGAAACCAUGAACACUAUAUGUAUGUACUUUACCACAAAGUGGCCUUUCAGAAACAGUCAUGUAUUUGUUUGCAGUUGUACAUUCUCUAAACUUAAUAAAAAUAUUCUUUUUGCUUUUAGAGAUUGCAGAUGUCACAGGGGGAAGUGUUUGCUGUAGUAUAUGCUUUUUUUCUUCUCUGGUUGGCCAAAUUUAAGCUAGAAACAUUUGAUUUUUCAUCUUAAUUUACAAAAAAUAAGAAAAAUAUAAAGAGAGAUAAAAAUUUCUAGUAGCUAUAGAUCAGCUCUUUAUUUCUAUGAUUUUCAAGCUCAUUUAAGCUAGAGACAUGUGGUUUAUCUUUUAAAGAUAAUCAAAUUUACAAAAAAGGAGAAAAUAAUGGUGGCUUAUCUGUAUAGUGCAAACAAUUGAUCUGAAGCAUAUAUUGGUCGUCUUUUUUUUUUUUUCAUUAGUCCUCUGGAGAGGACUUUGUGUAUAGACAGGCCAACAACAGGGUUGUGCCUCGGAGAUCAUAGGUGUCCAGACGUGGAAUGUGUGUGUGUUUGGUUCUAUGCAAUUUUAUCACACGUUGUCGAUCACUGUGAUCAGCACUACAGUGCAGUGCAGAUACCCAACAGUUUCAUCAAGGCUCUCUCGAGCUGCCCUAUUGUAUUUUAUAAUCGCGGCCUCCUUCCCUUCCCGUGCCCGCCUCAUCUCUGGCAACCACUGACUGCUCUCAAGCUCUGUAAUUUGGUCACUUCAAGAGUGCUGUGUAAAUGGACUCGUGCAGUAUGUAACCUUUGGGAUUGGCUUUUUUCACUCAACAUAAUUCCCUUGAGACCUUUCCAAGUUGUUACAUGUAUCAUGAUUUGUUCCUUUUUAAUGCUGAGUUACAUACGGUGGAGAUAUGAUUUAGUUUUAAGAGCCAAGGUAUCUUUUUAAAGGUAACAUCUCAAAAACGUUUGCUCACACACAUGCACACAGCUUUUGGGUAAGUGUUAAGUUGAACAGCUGCAUUUACGUACCUACAGUUGGCAAUAUCACGGAACGGGAUACCUCCUGCCCUUUCUGCGGAGGGGUAGAAGAGGCGCCUUGGUCCAGGAGUCCCCGGUUCUCAUCCUCAUGGUCACUGAGGGUAGUGACGUCAACAGCACCAGCACCGGGUGUUUGCAACUAAAGAAGAAGGGAGUAGUUCUUUAAUUUUUCACAAACCCAUCCUAAAAAAUCUUGACCUGGAACUUAAUUAUAUCGGGAUGUUUGUGUUUGUAUUAGUCGUUGGAGUUGUACAUUUGAAGACAUUUCUUGCGAAUUUUGUAAAUUUCAGUAUACCUUGAAAAUAGAAACAUCUGUAUAACAAGGAAAGGUGAAAAUAAUAUUAAUUCAAAUAUGUAAAUAGGCCUGGCCCUGGCCAGGGCUCAGUUUGGUUGUUUGUAAAUUUUGCUGUGAUUAACUGUCUACUGUCUACUGUGUUUAGAUUGGAAGAUUAGAAGUCUUCAUGUGUGGAUGGGUAAAGCUCGUUUUUCUGAAAUGUUUAGUAGCCGAGACAUCGCUGCUUCAGAACAUCAUCUGUCUCCCGAGCUAAUGUAUUUAUAUCGCCGUUCUUUGUUCAUUCCACUUUAAAGGAAGCUGUUGUACAGGUUCUAUAUUAGAACUGUCAAACUGCCUCUUGUCCGUUUUGCCCAUUAUUAUUUCUCUAUGAAAUUAUUACCUUUAGGUUUUAUAUGAUCCUUCCAAAGAUGCUUUCACUGGCCAUCCUAAAUUAUGUGCUGCUUGCCAUUGAAGUUUCAUUUCAGUGUGGAGCAUCUGAAAUAAAAGUUUCUAAGUUAAAAAAAAAAGACACAUGAUCCUUCAUUUUGAAGAAAGAGAACAUGCAAAAAAGUUUCAUCUUUUAAUUUGAAAAGGAGAUGCAUGCUACAUAUUUAAGUAGCAUAUCAUCAUAUUUUAAAGGCCUUUGAGGACAUUUUGAGCAUUUCCUCCCCUCCAAGUUUGAAAGCGGUUAUGGGUGGAUUGCAUAUCUAACAUACAGCAUGACCUUUCAUGGCUGCUAUUUAAGUAUGUGACUUUGUCUUCAAGCUGUGGUACCUAAUGUUUCAGUUGUAUCAUGGUUGAAACUAUAGCUCACUGGUAUGCAUACUAAGUGUGUGUUGAUCUAAACCAGACAUAACUCAUCUACUUUUCUGAAACCAAGUUGUGUCAGAGAUGAGCCAUCUGCCUAAGGAAUCUUGGUAACCAUACAGUGAUGAAGCAUAUAAUUGUUAUGUUAGCAAUAGGACAUGGCAAACAGUAUUUUUACUGCAAUAUUUUAACUACAGUACUUUUACUGUUUACUUCUUUCUAAACUUACUAGAAUUUGUGGUUGAAUUUUGCUUUAGCUGCCAGUUUUUCACAACAUUCCUAAUGGUUUUCAACUGCUAUAAUAUAGUAGAAAAGCCAUCCAGCCAUUGAAUUUGAUUUUAAUAUAAUCCCAUAUCAUGGUUGGUUGAGUUUUUGACCCUGCCAUUAUCGAUUUUUCAAAGAAAAAAAAAAGGAAACAAAACUAAAAUAACAAAAACUUGGGGAAAAAGGAAUGACUUUCUUAAAACCAGCCAAUUAAAACAUUAACUAUCCUUUGCAAACAAAGCCUCCCCUUUAUUUUAACCUUUUAAUGGUUAAUUGAAAAAGGGGGAAAAGACUCAAAAUACUUAUCCAAUUAGUAGAUGGAAAACAAACUUUGUCUUCAGGGAUAGGGGAGUGAUAAAGAAUUAAUGGGAGAGUGCCAUUAUGCGUCAGAUUUAAAGCAUUUGAAUCUGAUUUUUCAACACCAAUGAAGUUUUUCAUACAUCAACGUAUUUAAAAUGUUUCCCAUCCACAAAAAUUUCCUUUAAUUUUGUAAAUAUCAAGUAAGUAUAACUGAUAUUUAUUUUAUAUAUUCCUAUGGAAAAAGUAAUGGUAUUUUAAUGUUCUGACAUUUGUGAUUAUUUGCCAGUCUUUACUUUUUAACUUAUUAAGGUUUCUCUAAUUAAACUUGAUAAGUUGUCUUUUGGUUUUUAGGGAAAUAUCUAAAUGUGGGAAAUUUACAACCCAACCUUAAUACUGGGUUGUGUUUUAUAGAGCUAAAGUCAAUGCAUUUCUGAAUUUCUCAGGAGCACUGCAAGGCAAAAAAAUACUCCAAAUAAAAAUGAUAUAUGUAAGUUGGCAAUGUCUUUAUCCACAAUAAAAAAGUUUUUUUAGCAAACA